This is a messenger RNA of Pelobates fuscus (common spadefoot toad), 2010 nucleotides long. It is a transcript of the gene SEC61A1, whose product is annotated as SEC61 translocon subunit alpha 1. The record is from RefSeq and is a predicted model, not a curated record. Gene Ontology annotation, cellular component: membrane; Sec61 translocon complex. Gene Ontology annotation, biological process: post-translational protein targeting to membrane, translocation; SRP-dependent cotranslational protein targeting to membrane, translocation. NCBI's taxonomy places the organism in Eukaryota, Metazoa, Chordata, Amphibia, Anura, Pelobatidae. The transcript is spliced from 12 exons. Bases 190 to 1620 code for a protein of 476 amino acids. Gene Ontology annotation, molecular function: signal sequence receptor activity; ribosome binding; transmembrane protein transporter activity.
CUCUCGCCCUCUUCCGGUGUCUGACGUGUGUGUGUGCGGCGGCCGGAGCGGUGACGUGUCCCGGGAGAGAGUGCAGUGCAGAGAGCGGCGGCUGACAGUCAGUCUGAAGAGAGACCGCGGCACGACCGGACCGGCCCCCCGAGCCCACACCCCGACAGCGGCCCCCACAGCCCACACCCAGCAUCCGCCAUGGGCAUCAAAUUUCUGGAAGUCAUCAAGCCUUUCUGCGCAAUAUUGCCAGAAAUCCAAAAGCCAGAACGAAAGAUUCAAUUUAAGGAAAAAGUGUUAUGGACAGCCAUCACCUUGUUCAUCUUCUUAGUAUGUUGUCAGAUCCCCCUCUUUGGUAUCAUGUCUUCGGACUCCGCUGAUCCCUUUUACUGGAUGAGAGUAAUUUUGGCAUCCAACAGAGGUACGUUGAUGGAACUUGGUAUUUCUCCAAUUGUCACAUCUGGUCUCAUCAUGCAGCUUCUGGCUGGUGCCAAGAUUAUUGAGGUUGGAGACACCCCAAAAGACAGGGCAUUAUUCAACGGAGCACAGAAAUUAUUCGGUAUGAUUAUCACCAUUGGACAAGCUAUCGUGUAUGUUAUGACUGGGAUGUAUGGUGAUCCAUCUGAAAUGGGUGCUGGCAUCUGUCUUCUUAUCACUAUCCAGCUUUUUGUCGCUGGACUGAUUGUCUUGCUGCUCGAUGAGUUGCUGCAGAAAGGUUAUGGUCUGGGCUCCGGUAUCUCCCUUUUCAUUGCUACCAACAUUUGUGAGACCAUUGUAUGGAAGGCAUUCAGCCCAACCACUGUGAACACCGGCAGAGGUACUGAAUUUGAGGGCGCUAUCAUUGCCCUUUUCCAUCUGCUUGCUACUCGUACCGAUAAAGUGCGUGCUCUCCGUGAGGCCUUCUAUCGCCAAAACCUGCCCAACCUCAUGAACCUCAUCGCUACUAUAUUUGUCUUUGCUGUAGUAAUAUAUUUCCAGGGCUUCAGAGUGGAUCUACCAAUCAAGUCUGCCCGGUAUCGUGGCCAGUACAACACUUACCCCAUUAAACUCUUCUACACUUCCAACAUACCUAUCAUCCUGCAGUCUGCUCUGGUCUCCAAUCUGUAUGUUAUCUCCCAGAUGCUAUCUGCCCGUUUCAGUGGAAACCUUUUGGUCAAUCUCCUGGGUACAUGGUCGGACACUUCUACUGGUGGCCCUGCCCGUGCCUACCCUGUGGGUGGACUCUGUUACUACCUGUCUCCGCCGGAAUCGUUUGCUUUGGUACUGGAGGAUCCGGUACAUACGGUGGUUUACAUCGUUUUCAUGCUUGGAUCCUGUGCUUUCUUCUCGAAGACCUGGAUAGAAGUAUCUGGUUCAUCUGCAAAGGAUGUUGCUAAGCAGCUGAAAGAGCAGCAAAUGGUAAUGAGAGGACACAGAGAGACCUCCAUGGUCCAUGAGCUCAACCGGUACAUCCCAACAGCUGCUGCUUUUGGAGGUCUUUGUAUCGGAGCCCUUUCUGUCCUGGCUGACUUUCUUGGAGCAAUUGGGUCUGGAACCGGUAUCUUGUUGGCAGUCACCAUUAUAUACCAGUACUUUGAAAUUUUUGUGAAGGAGCAAAGCGAAGUAGGAAGCAUGGGAGCCUUGCUCUUCUAAAGGAUUCACACAGCCCAUCCAAUUCGUAAGAAUGAGCUGAUUAAUUGCACGGCUUGGAAGGCAAAUUCUAAACGUGUAUUCAAGGGACUUCAGAGAGGGAAGGACUUAUCAAUUUUGGUGUUUACUCACCGCCAAUGUCCUCAAACAUCCUUUUUUGGUUUUCCUUUACCAGAUUCUAGCCAUUUUAUAAAAUCAUGGACAACAUACAGAAUUUAUUUGGUGAACAUUUUUAAUUUCAUUAUUAAUGGGUUCAUGCAGGUUGCUGGUCUAUUUAAGGCAUCUGAUAGACACCCUUUCACAUGGCUGAUGCAUCUCUGUGCUAGAUUGGAGCAGGAGUAUUGGUAUUAUUUUUUCCUUUUUUUUUUCAAUAAAACUUUGUUUUGAAAACUA